CAAAAGGGUACAGCAACAAUUUGCUGCGGCUGUGUAUAAUAUGACUUGUGUCGAUCGAGAAUAAAUCUGCAGAUUUGUGGAGUAUUUAGUGAAUUACCAAAGUGAAAGGGAAAUAAUGGAACGAGUCAGAGCUACAUUUUCGUUCGGUAGUGGCUGCUUUAUGCCGACACGAAUGCUUGUUUGCAUAGCUGUCGGGGUGUUUGCGGUCCAAAUUCAAGCGGAUCCUCCUGCCUGCAUUAGGCCUGACCACCCAAAUCAUAAUGACUGCCCGGAACCUACAGAAGCGUCUCAGCCUCAGACAACCCCAAAAUCGGAAACCACACCAACGCCGACCGAAGCGCUGUCAACUCAAACACCACCAUCGACUACCCCAAUACUCACUACUGACCAAACCAUCACCACAGCAAACCCGACCACCACCCCGGAGCCACUCACAACAACCGAGCCUCUUACGACGUCAGCAAGCACUGAGCCAAUCACUACCGACCGGACAACCCAUGCGAGCCCGACCACCGCCCAAGUGCCGCCUACAACAACUGGGUCACUUAUGACGUCAGCAAGCACUGAGCCAAUCACUACAGACCAAACCACCCAUGCGCACCCGACCACCACUCCGGAGCCGCCUACAACAACUGGGCCACUUAUGACGUCAGCAAGCACUGAGCCAAUCACUACCGACCAAACCACCCAUGCGAACCCGACCACCACUCCGGAGCCGCCUACAACAACUGGGUCACUUAUGACGUCAGCAAGCACUGAGCCAAUCACUACCGACCAAACCACCCAUGAGAACCCGACCACCGCCCCAGUGCCGCCUACAACAACUGGGCCACUUAUGACGUCAGCCAGCACUGAGCCAAUCACUACCGACCAAACCACCCAUGCGCACCCGACCACCACUCCGGAGCCGCCUACAACAACUGGGCCACUUAUGACGUCAGCAAGCACUGAGCCAAUCACUACCGACCAAACCACCCAUGCGAACCCGACUACCGCCCCAGUGCCGCCUACAACAACUGGGUCACUUAUGACGUCAGCAAGCAUUGCGCCAAUCACUACCGACCAAAUCACCACAGCAAACCCGACCACCACCCCGGAGCCGCCAGCACCAACUGGCCCAAUUAUGACGUCAGCAACCACUGAGCAAGUUACUACGUCAAUUGUGUCAUCAGCAGGUACUAUACCUACGGAACCACUGAAAUUGUCCGUCUCCACUGACAAGUCCCAUCAGGAUGAGGAGGAGUUCAUCUCUAACAUUGAAGACGAACUCAAAGAAUGGCUCAAGACAAUUGAGGUUUUGCCUGGCAACACGCCUAUCGAAACACUGACUAAUGCGUCAAAGAAAAUAUUGGACAACACAUAUGGUCUCCUGGAAAUGAAAGACAAACCGGCAAUACUCACAGAGAUGGCAGUGACUACAGUUGUUGAGAGUAACUUGGCGAAGAUCGUUGGUGGUCUGCGUCCCGACGAAACGCUUGAUAUGACCGUUGGCGAUGCCGUGGUUCAAGCGAAAUCUUUCCAGACAUCUGAGGACUUUGGUGGCUACGUCUUCAAAGCUGGGCAAUCUAAGAAGGCUGCUGACAAAGAUAAAGACCAUUCAGAGGGUCAUGGAGCAACUCUUGAGAUAUCAACAGGAUCAACGGAAGAUAUCAAUGGGUCUUUCAGCGUGUUAGUUAUCUAUACAGACAGCAGCAACACGUCCGAGGUCACCCACCUUGUAGCAGAUAACAGCACCAACGGUACAUCUUACGUUAAUAGUGGAAUCUUGACCUGUAGUGUGUUGACUGAAGGCGAAGCACUAGAGGUUGCUCUCAAAUUCUCUCUGUAUCAUAAACCGUACUUGCCGGCUGGAGACCAAAAUGUGCAACGUUUAUGUAGUUUCUGGAACAAUACUCGAAGGGUUUGGUUAACAGAGGGUUGCAAAACGGAAGCUUCUGGCAACACUUCGUCUUACACCUCGUGCUCCUGUAAUCACAACACAAGCUUCGCUAUCCUACUCCGAGUUACGGAUAGUCCGGUCUCUGAUCAGGGAAACGCUGAUAUUGCCACAUCUUUACUCAGUAGUAUUCUGGGCAGUCUGUCCAUACUCUGUCUUUGUAUGGGUUUAGCGCUGUAUACCUACCUCAGGCUAUUCAAGUUUCUACAGAUUAAAGUGCACGCAAAUCUCAUGGGUUCUCUGCUGAUUGGACAAAUCAUAUUCCUCACCGGCAUCAACGCAACUGAGAAUCUCAUUCUGUGUAAGAGCGUCACUGUUCUGGUCCAGUUCUUCUUUAGUGGAACUUUCUGUUGGAUGCUGAUUGAGGGCGGGCUCCUGUUCCAGAGAGCGAGGAUGGUCUCCAAGCAGCAGCCGAAGAUACUUAUCCUGAUGCUGAUUGGCUGGGGUGUUCCAUUUUUGAUCACGGUGAUAUCCUUUGCAGUUGGUUUUGAAGAUUAUGGACGUGAACCUGCUUGCUGGUUGUCCACAAAACGAGGACAAAUCUGGGCGUUUGUGUCCCUAGUUAUUGUCGUCAUCCUGGUGAAUUUAGGGAUUCUUGUUAUGGUCAUGCGAACAUUCAUGUCACUCAAAAUGAACACGGACAAAGACAACGCCGACAAAAUCAGAGCUAGUUUCCGUGCCAUGGUGGUCCUCGUACCCAUCCUUGGUCUCACGUGGGUAUUCGGCUUCUUACAGAGUACGUCAGUCGCAUUUGAAUAUCUCUUCGUCAUCUUCAACUCUUCACAGGGAUUGAUGGUUUUCAUCUGUCAUGUGGUUAUGAACAGUGAGGUUCAGAAGGCAUUCAAGCGGCGGGGAAAGAACAAAGUGUCGGCCUCUUCUGGGCAUUCAAGCGAUCACUCAGAUACACAAACCCGAAAGACUAACACGACGUCAGCGACAGCAUUCUAGCACUUUGUGGAAAGUCAGAUGAGUACAUGCAGAUAGCUGCUCAGCCCUAUCAUGACAAACAGUCUAACUCGCAAAAUUAACUUUUUGGGGAAAGCAGGUACAGAGAUAAGCUGUUUUGCCAUAAAAACAGAAAUGUGUAAAAAAAAUAAGCCAAGGUGGGACGUGUUCUAUUAAAUGAUAUUCUAUGAUACCCAAGCCUACAUCCGUAUGGACUGUAAAAGGGGUAACCCUUUUUCAGCCCUAGGAUAAGGUGGCAACGGCCACUGGAAAAAUAAUAAUUGUAGCCCACACUUUGAAGUGGCCUUUAGGCCUUGUAUGCUGGCGUCUUGCAUAACAAAAUAAAUAAAAAAACAUUUAGUAUGCCUUUGAAACUUUGAAAUACGAAAGCACCCUAAAUUUACCCAAAAUUAUGUUGUACAUGUAUUCAAAAAUAUAUUUACCAGAUCGGGUUAGGCUAUGUUGCCAUGGACGGGCCAUGUUCGACCUCUUAGAACUUCUGAGGUUAAAAGGGCAAAAUUGCCUUCAAAUCUCUCGAUAUGUUGCUGUUUGGAAUUGCUCUUUAUAUUUUGUCAUUCACUAAAGCACAGUGUGUUUUCAUGUGAGCCUUUGGAACUCUAGGUGGCAGCAGACUUAAAUUUUCACGGUUUGUGUAUUUUUUAGCGUGGUCACAUUAUCGAACGCGGAGAGCACCUUGCAGUACCGCUGCAUCUCGACUAUCUCACCGCGUAAGACCAUAAACGACUUGUCCACAAGUCUAGUUUUGUGAUGAAUGAUUACAGUUGAAACUUUAUAUACUCUGCUUGUUAAUAUAAAGAAAUUAUAUUAAAAUAUUUAGAUAUUUAGAAAUUAAUCAAAUAUUAUCCCUCUGUACAUAAUAUAUACAAUCCUUGAAUUGUAUUUUUCAAUUGUAUAAAAAAUUGUAAUCCAGAAAGUAUUUAUCGUUGCUGUUUAUGAAAAUGUGAAUACUUGGAGGUGUUGCACCAGGGUGUAAAUCGUGCGGCUUUACUGUUCGUCAUUUGUUUUGUCAAUUUGCAUGGGAUAAGGGACUACUACUCUAACUAUGUGGCUUUGCGGGCGUCGCCUGAAAUGACAAAUCUUCGGUAACGCUCUUGUAAAGCUGUCUACUAUGAGCUGAAUGAGCUGAGUUUGGGGGGUCAGCUCAUAGUAGACAGGUGCUUUUGUGUUGACUAACGCUGGCUCGGCAGUCGGGGCACCAUACCCACGAAAAGCAGGAAGCUGCCACAUCAAUGCAUGAUGUCAUCGUCAGCCAAUCACCGUGAAAGAAAACCAUGCUGUUUAAUGGUUGAUUUUUUCGUAACGGGAGUUUUGGACUACACUAGCUACGAUCCGGUCUCGCUUUAAACAUUUCCGGGAAGAAUAUGAAAUAAUCUAUCCGUAUUUACUAAUUGGGACUGUUGCCGACAUUCAUAUCGGGAAAACCUCCGUGUUUUUGUGGCUUGUUUUCUUUCUUUGAGUUGCACAGAUUGUUCUUCAUACAAAACGACAGAUGUGCUCUUGAUUUCAAUGAACUGCUACAUUAUUUCUGUUUAUACUUUUCAGGUAAGGCCGAAAAGACUGAAUUUCAGCAGCCCUUUGGACUAAUUAAAGUUUCAAACCGAGGUCACGCAUGAAAAAACACACUUAAAUGCUGCGGGUAAAACCCGGCAAUAGGAGACUUUCCGACGCUAGGUGGCAGCAGACAUACCGGGUAAAUUUCCAUUGUUUACGUAGUUCUAAACA
Messenger RNA from Asterias rubens (European starfish), 4624 nucleotides. Its product is annotated as adhesion G protein-coupled receptor L3-like. Gene Ontology annotation, biological process: adenylate cyclase-activating G protein-coupled receptor signaling pathway; cell surface receptor signaling pathway. The record is from RefSeq and is a predicted model, not a curated record. The transcript is spliced from 19 exons. Gene Ontology annotation, cellular component: membrane. Gene Ontology annotation, molecular function: G protein-coupled receptor activity. NCBI's taxonomy places the organism in Eukaryota, Metazoa, Echinodermata, Asteroidea, Forcipulatida, Asteriidae. The coding region runs from base 116 to 2884 and encodes 922 amino acids.